Messenger RNA from Dovyalis caffra, 1140 nucleotides. NCBI's taxonomy places the organism in Eukaryota, Viridiplantae, Streptophyta, Magnoliopsida, Malpighiales, Salicaceae. The record is from the annotation of a GenBank genome assembly.
AUGUGUGGCGGUGCUAUUUUAGCUGACUUAAUCCCUCGUAACCGUGGCCACCGUGGCGCAGCUUCUGAGUUCUGGCCUAACUCAUCCUUCAAGAAACUCAGUCCCUUUGAGUCCGAUCCGAGCUCACACCGCAAUCAGGAGUCAUUCACUCCCAAACGACCCCAACCCACUUCAGGGGAUCAUGAGCAAGUGGAGAAGCCCAAUGCCAAGAGGCAGAGGAAGAAUCUAUACAGAGGUAUAAGGCAAAGACCUUGGGGUAAAUGGGCAGCUGAGAUUCGUGACCCAAGAAAAGGAGUCCGUGUUUGGCUGGGUACCUUUAACACUGCCGAGGAAGCAGCUCGAGCCUACGACAGAGAGGCUCGCAAAAUUCGCGGCAAGAAAGCCAAAGUCAAUUUUCCUAACGAAGAUGGUCAUCACGGCACCAUUUUUCAAAACUCGAAUGCAGAGCCUCCUCUGUACCAAACCCCCACUUGUCAUUCCUCAAAAGGUUAUGAUUUUGGGUAUGGUUAUGGUGUAAACCAGAUCGAAACCUACCCUUCAAAUGGUUUUAAUAGCGAACCUAUUGUUGCUUAUGGGAAAGAUGAUUCUGGGUCCUGUUCAGAGGAGGUAACCGGAUUGGUGGGUUGUAAUCAGAAUGUGGAGAGUAAUAAUUAUACGGGUCGAGUGAAGGUGGAAGUGGAAGAGGAGGAGAAGGUGAAGAAUCAGAAGGUGGUGGUGGUGGAUUUGGCAACUGCAGAGGAAGAAAAUGAGGUCCAUAAGCUGACUGAGGAGUUAAUGGCGUAUGAGAAUUUCAUGAAGUUUUAUCAGAUUCCCUAUAUGGAUGGACAAUCAAUGGCACCAAACUGCACUACCCAGGGUAGCCUUGUGGGUAACCUUUGGAACUUCGAUGAUGAUGGUGUUGCUGCUCCUGUUUCGGCACCUCUGGCAGGGCAUUUGGAGGCGAAGGUGGUAAAUUUGGAACUUCCAACUGCGCUUAUGGUUUUGGGUUUCCUUUAUUUGGCUGCAAAACUAGCGACUGGCGAGCACGGUGGGCGCCCCUUGCUUAUGCUCUAUUCCUUUCUUAGGCUUCAAGACAAAACGCACUCAUUAUUGAAUCCUCUAGAGAUUGAACAAGAGGUGCUUGAAGAUAUUGCUACGUAG